GUUCCCGUCGACCCAGUUAAACCAGUGCUUUAUUGUGGUCAUCUACAGCCUCACAUUGUUUUGCCGCCUUGGUCCUCCCCGUAGGAGGCGGUUCAGAGACAAAGUUUCUGUAAUCUAACAUCCUGACUUUCUUGUUUUUCCUCCUCGCUUUGCUCUUUAGAAUCAUUUGGAGUGACUGUCAUGGCAGACGGUGACAUCAUAUUGAAGGAACUUGAAAAUGCGGAUCGAGAAAAAGCUCCUAAGAGGAUAAUCUAUUUUGCUAAUGGAGAAACCAUGGAAGAAUACAGCACCGACGAAGAGGAGGAAGAGGAGGAACACAGGGUAGUCUUUCAAAAGGUGGACACGACAAAGAUGGAUUGGGGAACGUUUGUACGAUUCUGGAUGCUACGUGUGGCCACCACUGUUUUCUUUACCUGUGAGGUUCUGGGUGGAAAGCUGGCUAACUUGUUUGGCCUGAAUGAACCCAAGUAUCAGUACGCCAUUGAUGAAUACCACAGGACACGGGAUGAGAGUGAAGAUGAGGGCAAUGAAGAUGAAAUGGAGAGAAGGCAGACGGAGGUUCCCGAUGAAACGCAUCACCUACAGACACAGCGUGUGGAAUAUGGCACCAUUCGCAGCUCAGACGCGAGUAUUCAAACCGGAGACGCUUUUCAGCCGAACGCAGAGACGCAGCUUUCAGACAGCGCGCCUCGGGAGCAAUAGAAAUAGACUUCCCAAUUACGAGAGACGGUCAACACCGUAGGAUGGUAACCUCAUAGACCAUAGACGU
Messenger RNA from Spea bombifrons (plains spadefoot toad), 769 nucleotides. It is a transcript of the gene FAM177B, whose product is annotated as family with sequence similarity 177 member B. The coding region runs from base 181 to 702 and encodes 173 amino acids. The transcript is spliced from 5 exons. NCBI's taxonomy places the organism in Eukaryota, Metazoa, Chordata, Amphibia, Anura, Pelobatidae. The record is from RefSeq and is a predicted model, not a curated record.